Molecule: messenger RNA, 1557 nt
Organism: Oncorhynchus nerka (sockeye salmon)
Lineage: Eukaryota; Metazoa; Chordata; Actinopteri; Salmoniformes; Salmonidae
Product: ER membrane protein complex subunit 4
Exons: 6
Coding region: 187-753 (188 amino acids)
Biological process (GO): protein folding in endoplasmic reticulum
Cellular component (GO): EMC complex
Source: RefSeq, a predicted model, not a curated record
GAAGCGCGACGUCAAUACUGAAACGUCACCAUUGUGUGCCCGGCCAUCGUAUGUCGUCGAUUUUAGCUGAAUUAACUACUUGUGAAUAAUUUGACGAAUAUUCACGUACGGUUGGCUAAUUCUGCUCGAGACUAACAUAAAAGUAAAGUAAAGACUAGUUGGAACGUCUCUAAGUUAUACAUUGCCAUGGCGUCUCCAGGGGGACAGGGAGGAGGGGCAGUGUCUACAAGAGGAGCAGGAGCUAGGAGGAUGAAAUGGGCUCUGGAGUUGAGCUUGGGCAAUGCUAGGGGUCGUGGAGACAGACAGAGUAACCAGGGAGAUGUGAUGUACCCCAUUGGAUACUCAGACAAACCAGUCCCAGACACCAGCAUCCAGGAAACCGACAAAAACCUAGUGGAAAAGCGUUGUUGGGACGUGGCCCUGGGCCCUCUGAAGCAGAUUCCCAUGAACCUUUUCAUCAUGUACAUGUCUGGGAACACCAUCUCAAUCUUCCCUAUCAUGAUGGUCUGUAUGAUGGCCUGGAGGCCCAUCCAGGCUCUCAUGUCCAUGUCUGCCACAUUCAAGCUGUUGGAGAACUCUAACCAGCAGUGGCUCCAGGGGCUUGUCUAUUCUGUAGGGAACCUGUUGGGCUCGGCAUUGGCUAUCUACAAGUGUCAGUCAAUGGGUCUUCUCCCAACUCACUCCUCUGAUUGGCUCGCUUUCAUAGAACCGCCUCAGAGGAUGGAGAUCAUGGGUGGAGGGAUGGUAUUGUGAAGAGGACAGAAGACACACACAUACUGAAAUAUGCUGAACUGUUCUGUUAAUACAUUAAAUCUCUUCCAAGUCUUUUCAAUUCUCUGGCUUUUAGGUUUUUGUGGACUCCUCAAGCUUUUUAUCUACAUUUUGUUUGACAUUUGAGAUUAUUUGUCACAGGUUAUAAAAUGUUACAGAACACAUUCAACAUCUAAUAAUAUGAAAAUGUCAUGUUUGUAAAACCGUUCAUCAUUAUACUAAAUCCACACGGUCAACUUAAGGUGUCACCAUAACAUUUUUUUAAUGUAUCUUUGUGUCAAAUAAAAGGGUUAACUAGUUCAUUUGUUUGUUAAAUAGAAUGGUGACAGUCAUUAGAAAUGUGUGGAACUAAGUUUACUGGCAAAUGUGGAAAUGUUGUUCUGGAAUCAACACUUUUUAGGAAUUGUGAUUUUGCGUUUAACCUUGGACACCCUUUACAAACAUUUUCUGUGUGCUGAAAACAGGUGGGCGGGACAUAGGGUCAGACCGGCAGUGAAGGAAAGGGAAAGUUGGGCACAUUGGUGAAGGCUAUGAAGAUACAUUUGGAGAGGUAUAUGUAGGUUACUUUUGCAUUGAAUCACAAAGGCAAUUCAUUAGUGUCCUGGCGAAAUCCGGAAUGUUAUUUAACUCAUGCCAUCAUUGUUGGAAAUAUUGUGUCUUAUACAUUUUGUACAUUGCAAAGUCUUAAGUCAUUUGAAAAACAAAUCCCAUUCUCAUGUAUGUACUCUUGCAAGUUGGAAGCUACAAAUCGACAACUUUGUAAAUAAAAUGGAUUAAGAAAACAAA